CUCUCUCUCUCUCUCUCUCUCUAAAAGUAUACAUUCCAGCAAGCUUUCUCCCUCUAAAAGUGAUUAUAUACCCUUUUUUGUAGAGCAUAGUUUGGCAAACAACUAGGGAUGAAAGGGAAUAGUGAAGAAAAAUUAAUGAAAACAUAUUGGAUAAGGCCUGUUUUUCAGAGGCAUUCUUUUGGAUCAAAAUGGAGAUUAAUGAAGAAGAAAGCUAGUUCAAAAUCCACUCUUCUUGUUUACUCCUUCUUUCUACUUGCUCUGCUGUUUUUGGCUGCUUGGAUUGACCUAGCUAAAUACGCAGGCAAUACCUCUCAAAAAGCCCUCCAAAUUUUUAGCAGAACUCCAUCAAAUCCAAAUCUCGAGUUCCCUCUAGAUUGCUCUAUAUGGAACCAAACCAAUACAUGCCCAAAAAACUACCCAACUUCAUACAAACUCUCCAAUCCAAACUCUUCAUUAAACCCCAAAUGCCCAGAAUUUUUCCGAUGGAUUCCCGAAGAUUUGAGGCCAUGGAGAGAGACGGGAAUCACAAUGGAAAUGGUUGAAAAAGCACGCAAAACUGCCCAUUUCAGAUUGGUGAUUUCGGAUGGGAAAAUUUACGUGGAGAAAUUCAGACAAUCGAUUCAGACUAGGGCUUUGUUUACAUUGUGGGGAAUUGUACAGCUGAUGAGGCGGUACCCUGGGAAAUUGCCUGAUUUGGAGCUCAUGUUUGACUGUAAUGACCGGCCGGUGAUUCAGGCGAAGCACUACCGGCAGCCGGAUUCUGGGCCUCCGCCACUGUUCCGGUACUGUUCAGAUUGGAAGAGCUUGGAUAUUGUAUUCCCGGAUUGGUCAUUCUGGGGCUGGCCAGAGCUUAAUAUCAAGCCAUGGGAGAUCUUGAAAGAGGAUUUGCAAGAAGGAAACGGCAGAAUCAAAUGGAAUGAAAGAAAACCUAAUGCCUAUUGGAAAGGUAACACCGACGUAUCCCUGGCGAGACAGGACUUAGUGAAAUGCAAUGGCUCCAAGUUGAAUGCUCGAAUCGACAAAGUGGAAUGGAAACAUGAGAUGGAACAUGGAUUUAAAACAGCGGAUUUAGCAAGCCAAUGCAAUUACAGAUACAAAAUUUACAUCGAAGGGGUGUCAUGGUCUGUCAGUGAAAAAUACAUCUUAGCCUGUGAUUCAAUGAGUCUGAUGAUAAACCCUCAUUACUACGAUUUUUUCACAAGAAGUUUGCUACCCACAAUACAUUACUGGCCAAUUAACAAGACAGAAAAAUGUAAAUCAAUCAAAUUCGCAGUCGAAUGGGGCAACAAACAUAUGAAUAAGGCACAAGAGAUCGGACAAACAGGGAGCAAAUAUAUUCAAGAACAACUAAGAAUGCAAUAUGUUUAUGACUACAUGUUCCAUUUGUUAAAUGAAUAUUCUAAACUUCUGAAAUAUAAACCUACUGUACCGAAAGGGGCUGCUGAAGUGUGCUCAGAGACAAUGGUUUGUUCUGUCGAAGGUUUACAGAAGAAAUUUAGGAUAGAUUCAAUGGUGAAAAAUCCAGCAGAUUCAUCUCCAUGCACGUUCCCUCCUUCCUAUAAUCGAGCAGAACUUGAAGAUUUUCUUGAAAUGAAAGAUAAUCUAACUAAGCAAGUUAAAAUACUGGAAGAAAGUGAAAGUAUUGGAAAUCCAACCAUCAAAAUAUAAGCAUUGGACUGCAGAUUA
Molecule: messenger RNA, 1686 nt
Organism: Olea europaea var. sylvestris
Lineage: Eukaryota; Viridiplantae; Streptophyta; Magnoliopsida; Lamiales; Oleaceae
Product: protein O-glucosyltransferase 1-like
Exons: 6
Coding region: 109-1668 (519 amino acids)
Source: RefSeq, a predicted model, not a curated record